This is a messenger RNA of Capsaspora owczarzaki ATCC 30864, 975 nucleotides long. RefSeq lists its product as hypothetical. Gene Ontology annotation, biological process: positive regulation of transcription by RNA polymerase II. Gene Ontology annotation, cellular component: RNA polymerase II transcription regulator complex. NCBI's taxonomy places the organism in Eukaryota, Filasterea, Ministeriida, Capsasporidae. The coding region runs from base 1 to 849 and encodes 282 amino acids. Gene Ontology annotation, molecular function: protein dimerization activity; DNA-binding transcription factor activity. The record is from RefSeq and is a predicted model, not a curated record. The transcript is spliced from 4 exons.
AUGGCAGCGAUGCUGAACACACCGACCAAAAGCCAGCACCCGCUCCACAAGCUCAAUAUUCUCAAGCUGCUCAAGCCAUCCGCCGCAGCAGCCGCUGCCCAACAUGGUUAUAAUUAUCACGCGUACGCGUAUCCGUAUGGGUACUAUGCCGUGCAGCCACAGGCUGCUGUAGCUCCCCCGGCUGCAGCUUCCCCGGCUGCUGCUCCCCCGGCUGCAGCUUCUCCGGCUGCUGCGACCGUUCCACCUGCAGAUUUGGCUGCUGCUACAACCCCCGCAAAGCUCCGCACCCUCGCAGUGAAAUUCAAAACGCCCAGGCAAACUACCCGUAAAGCCAAGUCAGCAGCACCCGCAGCACCUGCAGCACCUGCAGCACCCGCAGCACCCGCAGCACCUGCAGCACCCGCAGCACCCGCAGCGCCCGCAGCGCCCGCAGCGCCCGCAGCGCCCGCAGCGCCCGCUGCCAUCGAGACAGCGCUGCCUUCGUCCUCGUCACGAAGGCUGCAGCCACGAUCUGCUUCAGGUUCGGAUGUUGACUCUCCCACCAAUUCCGAAGGCGACGACGUUGACUCUUUGCAACUUGGCAUCGAAAUGGCUGCGCGUCGCAAGUUGACGCACUCUGCCAUUGAACGCCGGCGUCGUGAUCGUAUUAACGACAGGUUCCGGGCUCUCAGGUUGGCCGUCCCUGCUUCCACUCGCGCUUCUGACGGCCCCGCGAUUGCAUCUUCCAAGGUUUCAAUUUUGCAAAACGCAAUCACCUACAUCGAAACCUUGCGCGGCCAGGUCAGCCAACUCCAACAGCAACUCCAAUUGGCAACUUCCCAAACUGGGCCAACCAAUCAAGACGCUUAGCGGAGUGUGUGAUUACAAACAUAUUUUCUUGUUCUCGUUCUCGUUCUCGUUCUCGAUGCUGCUUUUCCCCCAAUCCACCCUGUUCUGUUCUAUACAAAUCACAAAAAUGGUCACGAUCGCCCCAGU